Messenger RNA from Erpetoichthys calabaricus (reedfish), 1035 nucleotides. RefSeq names its product Schwann cell-specific EGF-like repeat autocrine factor (gene seraf). The record is from RefSeq and is a predicted model, not a curated record. NCBI's taxonomy places the organism in Eukaryota, Metazoa, Chordata, Cladistia, Polypteriformes, Polypteridae. The coding region runs from base 157 to 798 and encodes 213 amino acids. The transcript is spliced from 5 exons.
AUUGUCUCAGACUAACUUAGAUGAAACUGCUCUGCUUGUAACCAAUUGGAGCCUAGAGGGAAUGCUGACUUAAUAAGCUUUAAAAGUAGUUGCACAGAAAGAGCAGCACACAAUUGCUGCACAAAUACCCAGCCCUCUCUCAACUGCCCAGAGACGAUGGACGGGUUUUCCAGCUGCUUUAAAUCUAGGGGGAUGCUGCUCUUUCUGGUUUGUUUCCUCUGCUUUCUGGAGAUUAAUGAAGCUAAACCAAAGACACCAAGAGGAGUUGCAAUUCCUUUUGUAUUUGAUUCGAAAGCUGUUUGUGAACCUCCAUGUCAGCAUGCAGGAAUCUGCAUUAGAAAUAACACCUGCUUCUGUUUUAAAGGCUACGAGGGAGACCACUGCCAGUACGUCAAUUGUUACCCAAAGUGUAAAAAUGGAGGAGAAUGUCUUCGCCCUGGGAAAUGCAGAUGUCCGAAAGGCACUGGAGGCAAAUACUGCCAUGAAGUAACUUGUGAUGGAGGCUGCUGGAAUGGCGGUGAGUGCAUUCACAUGAAUGGCAUUGUAAAGUGUCUCUGUACCUCAAGCUGGACUGGGUCCAAGUGCCAAGAUGCGAUCUGUCCCCAGGGAUGCAGAAAUAGAGGAAGCUGUGUUGCACCAGGAAUCUGUAGCUGUCCAGAAGGCUGGAUUGGAGGAGCAUGCCAUAUAGCUGUUUGUAAGCAUCCCUGUCUGAAUGGAGGAAAGUGCAUUGCACCCAAUACUUGCAGAUGUCGGCCCAAUUACUCCGGCCCACAGUGCAGAGAAAAGAGAGUCCAGUAAACCAGAAUUCCAUGAAAGCAUCAAACAACUUAAAAUGGCAGUGGAAAAGGCACCAGGAACCAUCUUAUGAAAGAUAAAAAGCAAUUAUUUAUCUACUUGCAAUUCCACCUAAUCCUGUUGUGCGGUCAUCGAGGUCAAUUAGUGUUUUGUUGUUUGCCAUGAAGUUCAUUAUUUAGUCUUGUUUAUUAAGGAUGCUCUGUAAAUUGUAAGCCUAAUUAAAAAUCUAACUGACUUUUA